Durusdinium trenchii is the source of this 837-nucleotide messenger RNA. Lineage: Eukaryota; Dinophyceae; Suessiales; Symbiodiniaceae. The record is from the annotation of a GenBank genome assembly.
AUGAAAAAAAGGACACAUGAACAGGAUUUGGAGAAAAAGACAUCCAAAAGGAAACCUGCCGCUAGUGGAUCUGACGUCAGCGAUCAGUCGGACAGUGACGAUGAGUCAGCUGACACGGACAAGUACAUGAUGACGCAAGAUGGUCGUGUGCCCAUAACACACGAUGCCUUGCGCAUGCGAGCACGGCGUCUAUGCGAAAAAAAGGCCUCUGGCAAGUGUGGGGUGCCAGAAAACAUCAACGCAGACUAUGUGAAUGGUGGAGAGUCCAGAGAAAUCCUUGAGAUGGCCUUGUUGCAAUGCUUGGGAGAGUUUGUCCGCAAGGUGACAGUGCUAAAGGAGAAGCUUGCUAGCAGGGAGCAAGAGGUGCACGGUCGUUGGAUGACCGAGGAGAGAAUGCGCAAGUGUGGCGAAUGGUCGGCAUCCACGAUCAAAUCGAUGAUUGCCUAUUGUCAACGCUUUCCUGAAACCCUUUGCAGGACUCCAUGGGGUGGGACUGUUGGGUACAACGAAAGCAUCACUGAGUACUACAUCGAGACAGAUGAGAAGACCACUCGACGAUUGGCGGAAAUUGACAAGACUGUGGAGAGCACUGAGUUGGAUGAAACUUGGGUCAAGCCAGAUGAGAUUGCUGGUCAGCGACUUGCCGAUGGCUUGGUCAAGAUUCCCGAGCAAAAGCCUUCCCCUGAAGUUCUUGGUGCCAAGCCUGUGCCGGAGCUGGAGAAGUACAUGGAUUCCAUCACCGCCAAAACGGACAAGAUUGACACCAUGGUUGCAGCUCUGGAAAACACAAAGUUUCCAGAAUCAUCGGUGACAAAGGUGAAUGAGUUUAAAACUUAG